CAAAUGCGAAUACGGGACAAAAUAAGUUGGAGGUCAUCUACUUCUGGGGAAUUCUGAGUUGGUGUGAACGCCCGAUGAGUGAAGAUUUGCAAAUUUGCCAUUUUCAGGUCAUCAGAAGUGACGAUAGAGGUGGGACGAAGUGCUAUGUUGGUCAUGAUGUACUGAAAAUAAUGCUGCAAAACGAUGAUGUCUUUCUUCGUUCCGCCUUCUUCUAGUAGUACUGCUCUGUGCCUGAUUCUAGUUCUACUCCAUUCGAGCUACAGAAAGUAGAGUGACCAUCAUCUUCGCCAUCCUUCAUUCCACCUAGAGGACCUAGAAGUAGAUUACUUAUAGUACUCUUAAGUACAUAAACUAUGACUUCCACCUCCGUGGAUCCCCCUCCACCUCCUCCCGUCGACGAAAAUGGCUCCUCAACAUCUACUGCCUUGCCUGGUGGUUUGAAGGUUCCUAGAAGAAUGAGUGCGGCUGAGUCGACUGCUGAUGGAAUCUCAGAACCGGCAUUGGAGAAAGGAGAUAAGCUUAGUACUAUGGAGGGAGACGACAAACAAUCGUCACAUUAUGGAGGAGACAAGAGGAGUCCAGUAUUUUUUUGGUCUUCUAUUGCUACAAGUUUUUAUUCCUCCUGGUCAUUGAUUGUUGGAUUUAAUUAUGAUCAACAUGGACAUGUAUCUUCAACUACAAUUGAUGUUGGUCUUAUCCUCUUUGGAUUCAUCUACUCAUCUGAAGAAGAUGAAAAUUGAAUACCACUUCGUCCUGCAAAAAAAUGUAAAAAAUUUGAAACCAGUUCGUCCCGUCUUUUUCCAUUUUUUACUCACUGAAACCAUCUCAUGUUCUUGUUGUUCUUUGCUCAACACAGGACCUAGCGGCUUUAGAGUCCUUGGUGGAGUCGUCUGGCUCAGAGGAUGGUCGGGAUGAUGACAAAGCUAAGAGACUCAACAACACGACGAAGAAAAACAUAGAAGGAACUCAUGCGGCACUCGUCGACGAGGAUGAUGACGAGCGUGACAGGAUACUGGCUGGAAGCAAGGCUGGAAAGGAUCGUGCAGCCAAGAUCGACUUGUCUUCUAGCUCAUCUUCUGGCUCAAACAGUAAGAUUAAGGGUAGGUUAAAGGUGCUUUUCUUACCGCUUUUUAUGCCUCUCUCCCUUAGGAUGAGAAAGGCAUAACAAGCGGGGUAAGCGAGCACCAAAAGCCUACCUCUAAUAAGAGUAAAGUACUAGUAGAAGAUGGCAAUUAUGGGCCAUCUGCUGAAGAGCCACAGUCGUCGAGGAAUGCUAGUCCACCAGCACGAGGAGCUGAGCAGGGCAGACAGUCAUCUAGUAGAGGUACAGCUAAUGGGAAACUACUUCUAGGCACAGCAGGACCUCCUCCUUCAUCAAAUGGUGCUGACAGGGACAACAGUAGUGACGAUGAUGAUGAUGAUGACGCAGCACAUAAUCAUAAAGAUAAAAGAGACGCGGCGCUGCAUCAACAACAGAACGGAGUAGCAGUAGCAAGGAAUGGUCACCAGCAUAGCAAUUUUGAGCCCAACGACGAUGAUGAGAAGAACAACGGCGAACAGAGUCAUGAUCCAGCAGACCACAACGUUAUCCAUGAAGAGAAGGAUCAAGACGAGCAUGGGGACCUAGAUUUCGCAGAGCCUGAGGAAAUAGUGGAAGAGGGACACGAAGCUUCGGGUAUUAUUGUGGAUCAUUUCAUCCUGCUCACCUCAGUCAGGAUCCUAUCAACGUAAGUAAUUUUUUCCUACGUGGUCUCCUCGAUUAAACCUUCUGGCACUUAAAUCUCCUGCUUAAUGAUCCGCUAAUGUUGCAUUUCUUCAUUCCUUUCUCAGAAAUCCACCAACCAUGUUCGAAUCACCUGUUCCAGGUACCCAACAAAAGGCGGAGGAACAAGCGUCUACCAGUAAAGCCUCUGGUGGGUCUGGGGAAGGAGCGAAAAAAGUGACCCUCACUCCGGGAAGCGGUAGGCCUGGGGUGACCGCUCGUCCUAGACCGAAAGGCCACGUAGGUCAGAGGGAACGAUUAGUCUUUUUAUGGAAGAAAAAGUUUUUAAUUUUCUUUUUGUAAAAAGUAAGAUUGAAUCAAGGAAGUGAUACUGGUACAUCCGCAAAUGAGGAAGCAGUAACCUAAGCGCUAGAGACACUAAGCUGCACCACAAAUAAGUGAGUUGUGUUCCUCUGGAAGAAAGAAGAUAAAAGGAGAGCUUAAACAAAAAGUAAGCAUCAGAAGCUUGAUCCGAUCCCACUUAAGUAAGACGCAAUAACAGAAGCUGGCGUAGUAAUAUAUGACUUUGGUACUACUUGGUAGCAUUUCAACAUUUUCAUCUUAGAAGCAAGAGGUUUGGAUACAUAGAUACAGGAGUAUUUUCUUUGGGCGUUAUUCAAUAAUCUCAACUCUCUCCUCCUCUCUCUCUAAUCCCUGGCAUGUUAAAGGGGCAUCUCCAGAGCGCGAAGAAAGACCUAGAAAUGAACCAGAGCACAGAAUUGACUAGAAGCAAGGAAAUCGCGGAGAGGACCAAGCGGGCUAUGGACCGGAUGGAGGUAGAGAAGGAAAAGGCCGAACAGGAAAGAAAAGCAGCUGAAGAGAAAGAACGGUUUCGACAGAAAAGGAUUAAAGAGUUGAAGAGGAGGGAUGAGGAGGUACUUGUUCUUGUAAUUGAUGUUAAUAUAAACAAAAGCAUAGACAGAUCUUCUUCAUUUGCUUCUCUUGUGCUGUGCUUUUUCACACAAAAUAAAUUUUUACACCGACACCUAACUCUGCAGUGUCUAUUUCCUCCAAUUACGAAUUAACCUCCAACUACCUCUACCAAUUAACCUCGAACUACCACUAACACAAACUACACUCAGACCAUUUCUCCAACAAAAACACUCAAUAUUUUUUAGGUCCUCGCCCUCCGUAGCCGUCUAGAAGAACAUUACGGUCGCAUGCGAAACUUUUUGAGGACAAAAACUGAACAAGGCCCGGUCAUUUUCUGGUUACCGAGGAAACAUACCAAAGAAACCCAGAGGCAACUAGAACUAGGCCAAGUGGAAAUCGACAAAAAAAUCGAAUCUUUGAAGGAGACGUUUAUGUUGCCUUCUCAACUGGCAAACCUAGAAGACCCCUUCAGCAGUGGAGAAGUAGAUCACAUACAACUCACUUCCAGAAGUGGGAGUGGUGGUAGUGGAGGACCGCCGCAGGAAGAGGGCGAGGAAGAUAAUUCACCUUCGAAUGACGUUGUGGUGGUACUAUGUUGACUUUAAUAGGAAGAUGAUAUUAGAUAAUAAUUCACCUGUGAAUGAUGUUGUGGUGGUGCUAUUUUGAUUUUAGGUUGUUGAUUUUUACAACUGUCUUGUUGAUGUCUCAUCUUCUUCAACUUGUUGAUGUUGUACCACUACUUUCAACUUGCUUCAACUAUUGAGUUGCACGCUGUCACAUCACAACUUGGACUCAUCCAUUGUUCAAAUGAUACAUCAGGCUCGCGGUGGCAGUAUCGUAUUGAAAAGUAAGCGUGCAGCAGAUGCCGGAGAGGAAUUUGAAGCAAAGCGUGGUCGCAGGGGUUAA
Molecule: messenger RNA, 3541 nt
Organism: Amoebophrya sp. A25
Lineage: Eukaryota; Dinophyceae; Syndiniales; Amoebophryaceae
Source: the annotation of a GenBank genome assembly